Molecule: messenger RNA, 2960 nt
Organism: Bursaphelenchus xylophilus (pine wood nematode)
Lineage: Eukaryota; Metazoa; Nematoda; Chromadorea; Rhabditida; Aphelenchoididae
Source: the annotation of a GenBank genome assembly
AUGUCUCGUCCCCAAACUUCUUCGCAUUGUAUUUUCGAUGACGAUGAUUACCAAUUCACACCGAAAAUGGUGAAACAAGAGCCAGAUGAGGAGAUCCCCGAAGCUGCAACAGAAGUCGAGAUCGUGGAAGAUUCGGACGCAAGCUAUGACGACGGGGAAUAUUCAGAAGCCGCGGUGCCUCAUAAUUUCAAGGAAACACUGCUCGAGCAUAUCCUUCCGUAUGCCAAAUAUUUGAGCGAACCCGCGACAAAGACGCAAUAUUACGAUAAAAUACAGAUGGAAAUGCAACCAAAGUGUCCGAGAAUCCGAGGCCGCCGACUGCGGAAGCUCAUCCGGAGUUACUGGAGCCGAAUGCGAUUGGCGGCGGAGAAGAAAGUCAAUGAGAAGCGCCUUCUGACCGAGGUGAGUAAAAUUUUCAUUUGUCUUUGGGAUUACAAUGGAAGUAUUUACCCGUAGAGUUUGACUCAUUUCGUUCCAAUUUUAAAUGCAAGCAUGUCCUUUUGGGACCUAGCUAACCCUUCAAAAUCAGUUUGAAUAGAGUGACAGACCUCAUCCAGUGGCAAAAAUGUACCAUUUUGCAUCCGGGAAGUAUCAAAAAUUGUAGCAAAAUGCCUCCCUCUCGAAAUGAAAAGCUUCGUUUUGAAGGGUGCGCUUAUGAAAUCGGAGUUCUUUCACUUGGAAAGGGAGGUAUUUUGCAAUAUUUUUGAUACUUCCCGGAUGCAAAAUGGUACGUUUUUUGCCACUGGAUCAUGGUCUCCACUGUAGUCAGCCCUUCAGAGCCAGCUUGAAUAUAUCGGUGAGGCAGACCAGGCCUUGAUAUCCACCGAUAUAUUCAGGUGUCAGAGCAAAGAAAAUUAGUAUAACAGCCAGUAAACUCCAGUUUUUCGGCAAGCCCUUGUGACCUCGCGAGGAAGAAUGACGUCUUUUUAUCAGUCUCUAGGCCUGCAAAAAUCGUUCAAAAUCCCACUCACGCCUGCAAGAUUUACAGGAAUUGCAUGCAAGUUAGGGUCAGACCGGAUAUUGAUAAAUUUGGAAGCAGGAGCACUUACCCAAAGAAACUAAUCAUUUUCAGCGAGACCGUCAAAUUCUUAAUGCCAUUGGCCGCCCCGCUGGAUCAACAAAGCAUCCAUCCAAAUCAAGCCAUGACCAACCCUCUUCUUCAACUUCCUCUGCCCCAAGAGCGCCUGAAUUCGUCCUUCACGACGUUGUUUGCCAAGCCGUGAAACCGUUCGCUCGCCAGAUGAAAGUCGGCCGAGAUCCAACUAGUUCCAGGUUAUGGAAUUCAAUUGCCGACGAGUUGGCGGCAAAAUACCCGAAGUUGAAAGCCGAGCCGAACUUGCGGAGAACUAUUCAAAACACUUUUUGGCAGGUUAGAGCAAGUGCCAGAAAGAAGCAGCGACGUAGAUGCAAAUUGAAUCCGGUAAGGGGCAGAGAGUUACAUAAGAAAUAACGAAACGUAUUUUAGCAAAUGAAACUUUGACUGCGCACGCCAAUCCAAAAAGAAGAAAAAAUUUCCCGCCCCUUUUUGGCGAUUCGUUCAAAACGAAAUGUCACUAUCCGAUAAAAAGCAUUUUCUUGUCUUUCUUCUUCCUUUUCGAGAAAAAGCAAUUAUUUCGGGCGAAAAAAGGUGCCGAUAAUUUCAUGACAUUUCGUCUCUCUUUUAAAUCAAUGAAAACGAUACGAAGUUUCGAAACGGAUCAGGAAAUCCGCUGGAUUGACGUGCAAGGUCUAAUUACCGAAAAUUCACAAGAUAUUUCAGCAAAUGAAACUUUGACUACAACUUUUCAGAACGAACAAAUUGCCAUAUUGGCUGAGAGCAAUGACGAUGAAGUGACGUCCGACAGCGAAGAGGAAGAACUGGACGACGAGACCCGGGAAGAAUUUGAAAUGUCCGUUUGCAAGGCCGUUGUUGGCCAUCCGCUUUUGUUGUCGACUCAAAAGCAGAGAAGCGACCCACGACUGCCGGGGAUGUGGCUGGAUGUGACCGCAACAGUUCAUGCGGAACUUCCCAAUGUCCGUGGGAAAAGUUUGCACGAGGUACGGAGAGUUUGGACAAAUCACAGACGAAGGGCGUUGGAAAGAGAGGGAACGAACAGAAUGGAUAAGGUAAGCGCAAACUUUGACAACUUUGUCCAGAAAGUUCGUUCGUUUUUUCAUUGCUUUGUUUUACAAGGAUUGUUUGUUGUUUGGCAAAGGGUAUAUAUUUAUUUGAUACAGCUUUUUCUCCUCUACAAAACUGUGUAUUUACAACUUUCUGGACGACCGAAUACAACUCAUUACAUAAAAUUUUAGAUCGACAAAUUCGUACUAGCUGCGUUGAAGAAGCGCGGUGCUACAACGACCCCACAAUCGACCAAAUCGAAGGACGUUGGAGAGCCCAAAACUGAGGAAGAACAUAGGGACGUCCCAUCCUCAUCCACGAAGGAUGAAGAGCCAUCUCCAUCGAGUUCAAGAAGACCAAUGAGAGCUUGCCGAAUAGAGUCGUCACCACCGGAAAAGAUAGAUGUAGAGAGGACGCUGAAGAGGAAGAAAAUGGGGCUUCGAGUCCCCGGAGGCUCAACGGAAUUAAAACAACUUCCAGAACCGUCUGUAAUCAACCGAAAAAGAAGGAUGAGCUCGGCAAUCGAACUGGCUAGAUCGCCAAACGCCGAGACCGAAUCCAGACCCACCACGGCAAAUUCGAGGGAAACUAGCAGCACUGUAAGUCACGUUGGGAAUCUUACGGCCUUCUAUUACAACUUUUAUUUUUUCCAACAACUGGAGGUGAUGUAAACACAACUUUUCAGCCCCAACCAGACAACCGACUUCUCUCCCUCUCCGACUGGUUCAAAGUGGUCGAUUUCUCCAAACGAAUGAAUCUAAAAUACCGAGUGGAUGGGAAUCAAAUCAUCUUUACGGACAGAGAUGCACCUGACAACGAAUUCCGACUUCCGUUGGAUCGAGUUGGCUUUGACAUUUGA